Phodopus roborovskii (desert hamster) is the source of this 2814-nucleotide messenger RNA. It is a transcript of the gene Hlcs, whose product is annotated as holocarboxylase synthetase. Gene Ontology annotation, biological process: protein modification process. Gene Ontology annotation, cellular component: cytoplasm. Gene Ontology annotation, molecular function: biotin--[biotin carboxyl-carrier protein] ligase activity. The transcript is spliced from 11 exons. The record is from RefSeq and is a predicted model, not a curated record. The coding region runs from base 10 to 2625 and encodes 871 amino acids. Lineage: Eukaryota; Metazoa; Chordata; Mammalia; Rodentia; Cricetidae.
GCGCCGGCCAUGCUCAUCACGCUGUGCUACUUGUACCUGUGGGUGCGCUGGGGGCGCCGUCCGGGCGCGCUGGUGCUGUCCACGGUGCGGCGGCUGCGCGCCUCGCGCUGCUCCUUCACCUUCUGCCGCGCGGCCGCGCAGCCCGGGGGCGCGCGCGUGUGCCUGAGCCGCGGCGGCCGCGUCUUCUGCGUCGGCGAGAGCCAGUCUGUUGAAGACUUGAACAAGUGGGCCCUGUUCCUUGUUUCCCCCUUUGUACUUGAGGCAGAGCACAUAGCGUUCGUGACAGAGAGCAUCUGGGCACAAGCUGACAGUUUCCAGAAGCCAUCGUCUUCAGAAACCGUUGUGAAAUGGUCCGACUGUUGUUUGCCAUUAGCUUGCCGACCCGGGGAUCCCUACCAAUUGAUUGCUAGAGCAAGCGUGGACAACUUCAGCAAGCUUGGAGCGGCGUUUAUGGAGGAGAGGCUCCAGAUGGAUAAUGGACUGAUAGCCCAGAAGAUUGUUUCAGUGCAUUUAAAGGAUCCCGCUCUGAAGGAAGUCAACGGGGCCUCCACCAAGCAAGUCCAGGCCCAGCCCCUGAGCCCAGAAGCUUCCCUUGAGGCCGAGCCUGCCCAGGGCAUCAUGGAGCAUUCUGGCCCAGGUGACCUGAAGGCCGCUGGUGAAGGCUGUUCCCGCCUGAGACGAGGCUGUGCCUCGGGAAGUGAGCCGACUGCAGAUGGCGAUCCAGGGCAGAGCUCUGCUGAGCACCGUCUGCUCCACCUGUCCAGUUGCCACGAGUGUCUGGAACUUGAGAACAGUACCAUCGAGUCGGUGAGGUUUGCAUCGGCAGAGAACAUUCCAGACCUUCCCUGUGAUAACAGCAGCCCUGUGGAUGGCGCUGCUGCCGAUGAACUCUGCCCUGAACAGGAACGGAGGAGAGGCAACAUUUCGGGAAAGGCACCCAACAUCCUGCUGUACGUGGGCUCCAGUUCUGAGGAAGCCCCUGGCCGGCUGCAGCAGGUGCGGUCUGUCCUGACUGACUGUGUGGACACUGACAGUUAUGCUCUCUACCAUCUGCCGGAAGACGGUGCUCUCCGGGACCCGUGGCCAGACAACUGCCUGCUAUUGGUUAUUGCCACCAGGGAACCCAUCCCCAAAGACAUACACCAGAAGUUCAUGGCCUAUCUUUCUCAGGGAGGGAAGGUGCUGGGCCUGUGUUCCUCCUUCACAUUUGGUGGCUUCCAGGUGACAAGCAGAGACAGGCUACGGAACACAGCCCAGAACCUGGUUUUCUCAAAGGCUGACGGGAGUGAGGUACGGCUCAGUGUCCUGAGCAGCGGCGCUGUUUAUGAGGAAGGACUCAGCCCGGGCAAACUCCAGGGUCACCUAGAGAACCCAGACAAGGAGAAGAUGAUUGUGCACGUGCCUUUUGGAAAUUGCGGAGGGGAGGCUGUUCUCUGCCAGGUGCACCUAGAACUCCCUCCAAGCGCUUCCGUGGUGCAAACCCAAGAAGACUUCAACGUGCUCAAAUCCAGCAACGAGAGAAGGCACGACGUCCUUAAGGAGAUCCUGAGGACCCUCGGCCUAAACUGUGAUGCUCGACAAGCCCCUGCCUUAACGCCGCUGUACUUGCUGCUGGCCACCGAGGAGAUCCAGGAUCCGUUUAUGCAGUGGCUUGAGAGGCAUGUGGAUCCUGAAGGAAUCAUAAAAUCCAGCAAACUCUCCCUUAAGUUCGUCUCCUCUUGCACGGCUGGAGUGGAGAUCACCCCGGCUUCUGUUCCCGUGGUUACCGACUCCGAUGCCUUCUCAUCAGAGUACUUUCACGUAGAGACGUAUCGGCAGAAUCUGCAGACCACGAGGCUCGGGAAAGUGAUUCUGUUUACGGAAGUGACCUCCACGACCAUGAGUCUCUUGGAUGGGUUGAUGUUUGAGAUGCCACAGGAAAUGGGUUUAAUCGCCAUUGCUGUUCGGCAGACCCAGGGCAAAGGACGGGGCCCAAAUGCCUGGCUGAGCCCUGUGGGGUGUGCCCUUUUCACUCUGCUGGUCUCCAUUCCCCUGAGGUCACAACUGGGACAGAGGAUCCCAUUUGUCCAGCAUUUGAUGUCCCUGGCUGUCGUGGAGGCGGUGCGGUCCAUCCCAGAGUAUGAGGACAUCAACUUGCGAGUGAAGUGGCCCAACGAUAUUUAUUACAGUGACCUCAUGAAGAUUGGUGGAGUUCUGGUUAAUUCCACUCUCAUGGGAGAAACGUUCUACAUCCUCAUCGGCUGUGGAUUUAAUGUGACUAACAGUAACCCUACUAUAUGUAUCAACGACCUCAUCGCAGAACACAAUAAGCAACACAAGACAGACCUGAAGCCCUUACGGGCCGAUCAACUCAUAGCCAGGGCAGUAACUGUUCUGGAAGAACUGAUUGACACAUUUCAGGACCGAGGGCCCAAUGGUGUCCUUCCUCUCUAUUAUAAAUACUGGCUGCACAGUGGCCAGCGAGUCCACCUGGGCAGCUCCGAGGGGCCGCAGGUGUCGAUUGUGGGCCUUGAUGAUUCCGGGUUCCUGCAGGUGCAUCACAAGGGCGAUGAGAUUGUGACUGUGCAUCCGGAUGGCAACUCCUUUGACAUGCUGAGAAACCUCAUCCUGCCCAAACGGCAGUAGCGCAGUAGCUGUCCCCGGACAGCUUGGGUCUUCCCUGCUGCAGCUGCAAGCCGCAACAGCUCCUGGAAGCCCCGAGCAACCAGGCUGCUUACAUGGCUUUGCCUGCCUGGGGCCUGGGAAUCUAAUGCAGAGCCGUGGGCCAGUGUCCUCUCCAAGUCAUUUGUUAGCUCUUCAGGUUAUUGGGUCCCG